AUGAUCAGAUUAACCACUAGAAACCUAUUGAACAGUCGCUCUUUGGCUGUUAGAACUCAAGGCCCAUUGCUGAUCAGGCACAAGUCCAAGAUAGUGGAGACAGCUAAAGAGGGAUUGCAUCAAAUCAAUUUAAAGAUUGGAAAGGUAGCCGCCGGAACAAUCGAUGCCACUGAGCACAUCGCUGAACAAGUGGCUCCUCACGAGACUGCUGCAGACCUGAAGGACAAAGCUUCUAAGGUGGUUGAGGAGAAGGUGGGAGAUGCAAGUCAGAAAUUGAACGAUCUUUCAGAGAAGAUUCCAUCUCAGGAAGAGCUGAAGAGUAAAGCCAAUGAUUUGAAGGAGGGAGCCAGUGAGAGUGCCGAAAAAUUUACAGAGGACGUCAAGGAAACGAAAGAAAACAUCAAGAAGGGCGUUGACGAUCCCGUUAAGCAUUAUGACACAGGAAAGCUGAAGAAGAGAGGUGCCGAAAUAGAAAGUGAACAGCAACGUCCUGAAGACCUUAUGUAG
Messenger RNA from Komagataella phaffii GS115, 507 nucleotides. RefSeq lists its product as hypothetical. The record is from RefSeq and is a predicted model, not a curated record. The transcript has a single exon. Lineage: Eukaryota; Fungi; Ascomycota; Pichiomycetes; Pichiales; Pichiaceae. The coding region runs from base 1 to 507 and encodes 168 amino acids.